Molecule: messenger RNA, 225 nt
Organism: Podospora bellae-mahoneyi
Lineage: Eukaryota; Fungi; Ascomycota; Sordariomycetes; Sordariales; Podosporaceae
Exons: 1
Coding region: 1-225 (74 amino acids)
Source: RefSeq, a predicted model, not a curated record
AUGGACUCCCGCUUCACCUCUACUGGGUCUUCCACCCAACAGUCUCCCUUCACCUCCUCCUCGGCCUCCUCUUCGUCCUCCAAGAUUGUCCCGCCCCCAAGACAGACGCCCAAGACAUCAUCGACAGACCCCUUUCUCAAGGACUUCACACUCGUCGCCGAGGCGGCGAAACGGGCGCAGAUGGCGGUGCUGAUGAGGGAUUUUGAGAGCGUGGGCCUUUCAUAA